This is a messenger RNA of Hevea brasiliensis (rubber tree), 3665 nucleotides long. Its product is annotated as putative pentatricopeptide repeat-containing protein At2g01510. Bases 783 to 3245 code for a protein of 820 amino acids. Gene Ontology annotation, molecular function: RNA binding; zinc ion binding; protein binding. Gene Ontology annotation, biological process: RNA modification. The record is from RefSeq and is a predicted model, not a curated record. NCBI's taxonomy places the organism in Eukaryota, Viridiplantae, Streptophyta, Magnoliopsida, Malpighiales, Euphorbiaceae. The transcript has a single exon.
AAUCAAUUUAGGGCAAGAAUUUAUCUAAUACUCAUAUUUUUAAUGAAAAAUUUAAUAAUAUUAUAAAUUUUUAUUUUUAUAUUUGAUAAACACAAUUAAUCCUUGCGGAUUUGGACAAGCAAAUGGAUUAAAGGUAAGCCAACAUGGGAUUUCGGACUUGUAAAAUUUAGAGUGGCUGUCUCUCUCUCUCUCUCUCGGCCCUGCAUGUAAACUUGCGUGCGUGUCGCAAGACUCAAAUCUAAGAUUGGUUUAUAGCUCCUGAGUCCUGUCAUGCUUAAGAAGCCAUAUUCGUGGCCUAGAUGGUUUCCACGGGACUACUGCUACCAGAAUCCAAGAGAUUGAGCUCCUAUAACUGUAAGGUGCUUUCCCUGUGAAUCCUCCAAGCUCCAACGCAGGCCACUUCUUUUGCUUCCAAAUGAGAGCAGGUGGCGGGUUGCAGAUCUGCUGUUUAUAAACAAGGUCUGAACCAGUUGAAGUUCGAAUUGAAUCCUAACUUGACAGGAUAAAAUUUAGAUCUGACGGGAUUCUAUAUAAGAAUUUAGAGCACAGUGGUAGUAGUCUCUUGGUAUGGUCCUGAUUCUGUAUUGGUUUUAUUCCUCUGAUUUCCACUGGGUCUAAUGGAAUUCAAAUGAGUUUCUAAAAGCUUAUAUUUAAUGUUUGCGUUCCUAAAUGAAAAGCUCAUAUCUUGAGAGUGGAUUCCAAUGGACAAGUAAAGAGAAGGUAGUAGGCUUAUUGAAGGCUUAAGGAGACAGUCAGGAGUUUGAGCAUAAAUCAUUUCGUACAUGAAAUUACCAUUUAGAAAAAUUCCCCUUAAAAACCUUGCUUCUCUUACUCUAGCAGCCUCCCAACCUUCGAACUGCUCCCACCCAAAUGUCAAAAUCUGUAUCGAUGCCCGAAUUAUCAAAACUGGUUUUGACCCAAACACUUCUCGAUCCAAUUACCGGGUCAAGAAUCUUAUUGAAAGCGGCCAGCUAUCUGAAGCACGCCAACUGUUCGAUCAAAUGCCUCAUAAGAACACUGUCUCAACAAACAUGAUGAUUUUGGGCUUCGUAAAAGCGGGCAAUCUUUUUAUUGCCAGACAACUUUUUGAUAGCAUGGUUGAACGUACUGCUGUGACAUAUACUAUCUUGAUUGGCGGGUAUUCACAUUGUGAUCAAUUUAGAGAAGCGUUUGAGCUUUUUGUUGAUAUGCAUGGGGGUGACACCAGGCCUGAUUAUGUGACUUUUGUAACUCUUUUAUCAGGGUGCAAUGACCCCCAAAUGGUGAAGGGAUUAUUUCAACUUCAUUCCCUUGUUGUUAAACUGGGACACGAUUUGGCCCUUAAAGUUUGCAAUUCAUUGGUUGAUUCUUAUUGCAAAACACAUCGCUCAGAUUUAGCUUAUCAGUUUUUUAAGGAAAUGCCUGAAAGGGAUUCUGUUACUUACAAUGCUUUGAUAGCAGGAUAUGCAAAAGAAGGAUUGAAUGAAGAAGCGAUAAAGCUUUUCAUGGAGAUGCAAAGUUUGGGACUUGACGUUUCAGAUUUUACCUUUCAAGCAGUUUUAGGUGCGGGUAUUGGCUUAGACGGUAUAGCAUUUGGCCAACAAGUCCAUGGUUAUUCAGUGAAGACCAAUCUUGUGUGGAAUGUAUUUGUGGGGAAUUCCUUGCUUGAUUUCUACUCAAAGCAUGAUUGUAUAAAUGAAGCUAGGAAACUUUUUUAUAAGAUGCCAGAGUUGGAUGGUGUUUCUUACAAUGUGAUGAUUACUGCCUAUGCAUGGAUUGGAAAAGUAAAAGAAUCUAUUGAUCUUUUCCGAGAGCUGCAGUUUACAAAAUUUAAUAGGACAAAUUUCCCUUUUGCAACCAUGUUGAGUAUAGCAGCAAAUACACUAGACUUGCAGAUGGGCAAGCAACUUCAUUCACAGACCAUUGUGACAGCAGCUGAUUCAGAAGUUUUGGUAGCAAAUUCUUUGGUUGACAUGUAUGCUAAGUGUGGACAAUAUGAGGAAGCUGAAAGGAUAUUUGUGAAACUGAGCAGUAGAAGCACAGUUCCAUGGACAGCUAUGAUCUCUGCUAAUGUUCAGAAAGGACGUCUUGAAGAAGGCCUAAAAUUUUUCAGUGAGAUGCGAAGAGCCAAUGUAAGUGCUGACCAGGCUACUUUUGCCAGUGUCUUAAAAGCCUCAGCAAAUGUGGCUUCAAUUUCAUUGGGGAAACAGCUGCACUCCUGUAUAAUCAGAUCAGGAUUCAUGUCAAAUGUUUAUUCUGGAAGUGCACUCGUCGACAUGUAUGCCAAAUGUGGAUCUGUAAAAGAUGCAAUUCAAACUUUUGAAGAGAUGCCUGAAAGGAAUGUAGUCUCUUGGAAUGCACUAAUCACAGCUUAUGCUCAAAAUGGGGAUGGUGAGGCCACUCUAAGAUCAUUUGAAGAGAUGGUUCGGUCAGGUUAUCAACCAGAUUCAGUUAGUUUCCUUUGUGUUUUAUCAGCUUGCAGCCACUGUGGACUGGUCAAAGAAGGAUUGCGAUACUUCAAUUCCAUGACUAAAGUAUAUAAACUUGUUCCAAAGAGAGAACACUAUACGUCUAUAGUUGAUGUGCUAUGUAGGAGUGGACAAUUUGACAAGGCCGAGAAGUUGAUGACUCAAAUGCCAUUUGAACCUGAUGAGAUUAUGUGGUCAUCAGUUUUGAACUCUUGUAAGAUUCAUAAGAACCACGAUUUAGCCAAGAGAGCCGCACAACAACUCUUCAACAUGGAGGUGAGGGAUGCUUCUCCUUAUGUCACCAUGUCUAAUAUUCUUGCAGCAGCAGGUCAGUGGGACAGUGUUAGGAAGGUAAAGAAGGAAAUGAGGGAACGUGGACUUAAGAAGGUUCCAGCUUAUAGUUGGGUUGAAAUUAAGCAUAAGGUCCAUGUAUUCUCAGCAAAUGAUAAGUGCCACCCACAGAUGAAGGAAAUCAUGCUAAAAAUUGAUGUGUUGUCAGAGCAAAUGGAAAGGGAAGGAUACAUGCCUGAUACGAGUUGUGCACUUCACAAUGUGGAUGAAGAUGUUAAAGUUGAAUCGCUUAAAUAUCAUAGCGAACGCAUAGCAAUUGCUUUUGCGCUGAUCAAUACGCCAGAGGGAUCACCCAUUCUGGUGAUGAAGAAUUUGCGAGCUUGUGCAGACUGUCAUGCUGCAAUCAAGGUGAUAUCAAAAAUUGUUGGAAGGGAGAUUACAGUUAGAGAUUCAAGCAGGUUUCAUCAUUUUAGAGAUGGGAUUUGCUCUUGUAGGGAUUACUGGUAAGCUAAAAAGAUUUGAAGAAGCAAGUUCCUUUGCCCUUCCUCAAAGUUACUUGGUGAUGACUGAUGAAUAUUAACAGAUCAUUUUGGAAGGCAACUCCUAUUUACCCAAGACCAUACUAGGUUGGCCCUGAAAAGAGAGAGAUUUACAGAACUAGUUUGGAAUUGGUAAUGAGGCUUAAUGAGAUAAGUGUCUACCCCAAGAAUCAGCAAGAAAAUCUUGCAAUGAAUCGUACACUUGGAGCCUCCAAGUUUGGCUAUGAAUCAAAAAAAAAUACAAACUGGGUUUACAUUUUAUGUUAUGACAAAUGAUUUAUUAACAAUUCAAUUACUACUUAGACAAAUCUAUAAUCAAAUUGAUCGGACAUACAGAAAGCUCAUUGUAAUUAUGUGAAUCAUGCAUUUUUAUCGUCGAAGAUUUGCU